This is a messenger RNA of Chiloscyllium plagiosum (whitespotted bambooshark), 1722 nucleotides long. Its product is annotated as heart- and neural crest derivatives-expressed protein 2-like. NCBI's taxonomy places the organism in Eukaryota, Metazoa, Chordata, Chondrichthyes, Orectolobiformes, Hemiscylliidae. The record is from RefSeq and is a predicted model, not a curated record. Gene Ontology annotation, molecular function: RNA polymerase II transcription regulatory region sequence-specific DNA binding; protein dimerization activity; DNA-binding transcription factor activity, RNA polymerase II-specific. Gene Ontology annotation, biological process: regulation of transcription by RNA polymerase II; heart development.
AAAUACUAUUUUAAAGGUUGCCAGUGCACUCUAGACCCCUACUCGGCGGUGUGUGGAACCUGGCCGAGUUCUGCAUUAAUUUUACGUAUUCCUGUUGGGUUUAUACAUCUAUUGGUAAUCAUUCACAAUGGAAGGGGAGAUGAUUGAAGUUAGAAUAAGAUGAUUUAUAACUCAGAACUUCAAUUCCUUUAGGUGUUGCUGUUUAAUAUAGCUGUCAUUACCUGCUCCCUCUCGACCCGCGUGUGUCUGAACGAUUUGAAACCCUAUCCAACUGUCUAAAGGGAGAAUUCGAGUCUCCUCCCCCCGGUCGCCCGUGAUCCUAUUGGCUUCGUUCCGACAAUACAUUUUAUAAAGCUGGGCACUGACAGAAUGAGAAGGGUUAAGUGCGUCGGCGGUUCUAAGGGGAGCAGGAGCAGUAGGUUGUACAUUGGCCAAAGGGAGAUUCGAAUGUCAGGCUGUCAUCCCAGGGAAAUUGGGAAGAGUUGGGGGAAAGCGCUGCUGGGAAAGGAGGGGGGGAUGUAAACUUCCCCUCGAGGAGAUGAGGUUCCCUCGGGUCAGGUAAAAGCAGUUUGAAGAGCUGCGGUUUGGUUAAAAAUUGCUCUUAUCCCGAAGUGAAUCGAGUUGAGGAUCAUGAGCCUGGUGGGGAGUUUCCAACAUCCCGCUUUAAUGCACGAAGCUUUUCCAUUCGGCCCCACCAAUCGCUGUCACCAGGACCAUCCUUUCUUCCAGAGCUGGGUGCUCAACCAGGCGGAGAUGUCUCCCGAAUACUCCACACAGCCCUCCUACAGCACCGAGAUUGGGAUUAACGGGAUGGGUGCGGAGCCGGGCCGCUUUGAAGGUGUCCCGGAGCGGGCAGCGGCGAGACGCCGAGCGGUCUCGGUCCCGAAGAAGGAGAGACGCCGGACCGAGAGCAUCAACAGCGCGUUCGCCGAGCUCCGGGAGUGCAUUCCCAAUGUACCGGCGGACACCAAACUGUCGAAAAUCAAAACUCUGCGGCUGGCCACCAGUUAUAUCGCCUAUCUGAUGGACACCCUGUCCAAGGACACUCAGGUCGGAGAGGCGGAGGCUUUCAAGGCAGACUUGAAGAAAACGGACAGCAAGGAAGUGAAACGCAAACGGGAAACGAAUGAACCUGUAAACGGCUCGGCCAGAAGCAGCGACAAGAAAGUGAAAGGACGGACGGGUUGGCCGCAGCAAGUCUGGGCUCUCGAGCUGAACCAGUGACUGCAGUGAACUUGCAAAUUUGCACAGUUUUUGUUCCAAUUUGAAGGCGGCUAAAUGGUUCCAGGAUUGAUCCUCCAACUGAGCAGCAAACCAGCAGAGAAGCACAAGUGCAAUUUUAAAUCUGUUUAACUCCAGGACAAUUCAGAUGGGGAGAAAAUUAUCUAUAUUUGCAGCUAAUUUUUCAAUCAGUGUAAAUCCUUCCAGUAAAAAGGGGCCAAAUUGUGUUUGGACAGAUGUGCCUAGACGGGUCAGGUAUUCUGUCCAGUGCCAACAAUUCUUGGUCCCCCUCGAUUUGCUUAACCCAUUAUUAAACGCCUUAAAUGUGCCAGGGUCUUAUUUUACUCCGAUUGAAUUUCGCUGAAACGUUUACAAAAAGUCACACCAGUGAAGCGCGAUUCCAGAUUCUGUGAUUUCUUGUCCGCGGCCGUUUCACACUUCUGCCCUCGUUAAUGUGCGAUUGUAAAUUGUAUUUAAAAAAAAUAAAUAAUUUUCUAUUUA